Pochonia chlamydosporia 170 is the source of this 960-nucleotide messenger RNA. RefSeq names its product serine-threonine rich protein. NCBI's taxonomy places the organism in Eukaryota, Fungi, Ascomycota, Sordariomycetes, Hypocreales, Clavicipitaceae. The coding region runs from base 1 to 960 and encodes 319 amino acids. The record is from RefSeq and is a predicted model, not a curated record. The transcript has 3 exons.
AUGAAGUUCUCAACGACCCUUUCCCUGGCCGUGGCCCCUCUCGCCAUGGCCCGACGAGUCGCCAACGUUUUCCCUCCUCAAAACCUUCCUCGAAAUGUCGACACUGAGCUCAGUGAGCGAGGCGUUACCGUCAUCAAGGGCAUGCGCGGAUCUGGCAUCAGCCUCAACGCUCUCACCGAGGUUGUCAUCAUCUGGGCUAACCCUGGCAAUGGAGCCUCCACGACCACCAUCAACCAGCAAGUCACUGUGACCAAGACCGUUACUGCCGGAGCCGGUGGCCAGGCGACUGUUAUCAACGGUGCGACCACCACCAUCAAGGAAGGCCAAACGGCUACUAUUCCUGGCAGAGGAGCCAGCCAUACCGUCAAGGUUGGUGGCCCUGGUGGCCUUGCCUUUCAGCCGGAUCAGUUGAACAAGGUCCCUGUUGGCGACACCGUUGUUUUCGAGUUCCUGUCUCAGAACCACACCGUUACCCAGUCUCCUUUCGAUACGCCUUGCAAGGCUAUGGCUGGUGGUAUGGAUUCCGGCUUCCUCGCGAAUCCUAACAACACUGUUUCUCCCCCCCCUCAGGUUGCUAUGCAGGUCAUGACCGACAAGCCUCUCUGGUUCUACUGCCGACAAAAGGGCCACUGCGGCAAGGGCAUGGUCUUCUCCAUCAACCCUACCGCCGAGAAGACCCAGGCCAUGUUCCAGGGACUGGCCAUCGCUCAGAACGGCACCGGCUCAGGCACGCCCAUCACCGGCGGACAGCAGAGCGGUGCUCCUCCUCCUCCCGCCCAGUCAAGUGGUGCCCCUACCGGCGGAAGCGGCGCUGUUCCCGGCCAAGGAACUGUCGGCGCUGACGGAUCUUGCCAGUGUAUCGCUUCUUGCGAUUCCGGUGCGUUCCCUGCUGCCGUACAAGGAGUAGGCGCCUUUGGCGGAAUGGGUGGUGGUCUCCCCGUUAGCAUGGGCUCCAUGUAA